This is a messenger RNA of Corticium candelabrum, 603 nucleotides long. RefSeq names its product fibrinogen-like protein A. The transcript has 2 exons. Lineage: Eukaryota; Metazoa; Porifera; Homoscleromorpha; Homosclerophorida; Plakinidae. Bases 1 to 603 code for a protein of 200 amino acids. The record is from RefSeq and is a predicted model, not a curated record.
AUGGCUAGAUUGUUAAGUGCUCCCUGCUUUCUUUGUUUCGUCGCAUUCGGUACUUGCCUAUCGGUCAACAAAAAUAGAGAACAUCAGCAGAGAGCAAAGCGUACUACUCGGCGAUCUGAUCUGACUACCUUAUGUCCGACGAGUGACAACGAAAUUCCACGAAACUGUCAUCAUGCUCUCCAACUUGGCAACUCCCAUAGUGGUGUCUAUGAAAUCGACCCACGUGAUGGCCACGAUUCACUCAAGGUCUACUGUGACAUGAAGACGGACGGUGGAGGAUGGACUGUAAUACAAGGAAGAAAAGACGGAUCAGAAAACUUUUAUCGCACUUGGACUGAAUAUGAAGAAGUUGACGUUACUCUGCGAAUUGAUAUGAUGGCACCCGAUAGAAGUAAGGCAUUUGCUAGAUACGAAGACUUUACUAUUGGAAACGCGAAUUCCAAGUACGUUAUGUACAUUGGACGAUACAAUGGAACAGCAGGUGACGCGCUAUCGAUUCACAAUGGAAUGAAGUUUACAACCAAAGACCAAGACACUGACCAGCAACAGCAGGAACUGUGCCCAAUUGUUCUCAGGUGCUUGGUGGUACAGAAAGUGUCAUAG